Rhea pennata is the source of this 1940-nucleotide messenger RNA. It is a transcript of the gene EREG, whose product is annotated as epiregulin. Lineage: Eukaryota; Metazoa; Chordata; Aves; Rheiformes; Rheidae. The transcript is spliced from 7 exons. Gene Ontology annotation, molecular function: epidermal growth factor receptor binding; growth factor activity. The coding region runs from base 1151 to 1573 and encodes 140 amino acids. Gene Ontology annotation, biological process: positive regulation of mitotic nuclear division; positive regulation of cell population proliferation; epidermal growth factor receptor signaling pathway. The record is from RefSeq and is a predicted model, not a curated record.
AUGAAUCACUCAGCUGUUUCACACAGCGACCCUGCCGAGGAAGUCUGCGCUGCCUCAGACUACUUCGUGGAGUGAGCCGUGCUGAGCCCUGCCUUGAUAAGUGACAGAUGCUGCUGGGCUAGUAUUGUGUGUUGCUGCUUACAGGGUAGAAUUUCCUGCAGAACUGGCAAGUCAGAGGAUCAGGAUCAUCUUUCCCAGCUCAUUUGUCAGGCUUCAACUCCUCCUCUGAUGGCUUAACAAACGGGAAAACAAAGUUGUUCAUCUCAAUAGCUGCACGUGCGAAAAAAAAUACAAUUUCAGGAGGAGACCCUGUGUAUGCAUGUGGCUCCAAGGCAGUCCUGCAUCAGGCUUGUUGGGGCACUGCCUAAUUAGAAACAAGAGAGACACUAAGGACUGGGAGCUGCUGCUCUGAGUGUCAGAGCACUUGCCCUGUGUCUCAUCCUGGCAGCUGGAAGCCAAACUGAUGUGUUUUCCUACAGUGCAUCUCUCAAGAUUAGCUCUUCUUAAGCCACCUAGCCCCUCCCUUGCUUCGCUGGCAUCUGCCCUCAACAUCCACUUGUACUUUGUUGCUAAUGCUUGACUGUGACUUGGAUACCUUCCCUGAAUUUGACUUCCAUUUUCUACUGAGGUGCAUUGCAUGGCCCGCAGUUUCCCUAAUCUCAGCAAGGUCAUUUUAAAAUGAUUGGAUAGAGGCUGUGGAGAAUAUGUCUGUCCUUGAAAAAUGCUACUUUUACUCUUGAGUGGCGGAUCGGUGGCUGACAUUUGGAGCACACGCCGUCCCUGUGAGCAGUGAAAAUUGUCUUAUUGCCUGCAGGAUGUGCUGUUCAUUGGCAGCAGUGCGCGUGAUCUCACAUGUCUGCAUCAGCACUCUGAGCUGCAGAGGCAUAGGAAGGAGCUGGCCCAUCAAGUCCGAUAGCCAGUCAGCAACUACAGACAGUGCCAGAGGCUUCUGAAGAAGGUCUAAGAGAUCUAGGGGCAGGCAGGCAGAGGAUUCCUGUGAAGCAAGGCAAUGCUUUGGGGAUGAUGUGCUGAGGAGAACUAAGGCCUAGAAAACUCACAUGAAUGUGAGGCAUCAGGGUAUCAACUCCAGGAUCACUGCACUUUUGUAGGACCUUUUUGCCUAAGAAACUUCUCUGAAAUAAGAUGGAGUAUGAUUUGUUAUGUAUUGCAAGCAGUCCUGGGCACAACAGUGAUUCCAUUAUGCACGCCUGGUGAAAUGGACAACUGCACGACAGCACUAAUUCAGACAGAGAACAGUCCGCGUGUGGCUCAAGUUGGAAUAACCAGAUGCAAGCCUGAAAUGAAAGACUACUGUUUCCAUGGACAGUGUGUGUACAUAGUGGAUUUGGACGAACACUAUUGCAGGUGCGAUGUAGGCUUCUCUGGUGUCCGAUGUGUGCAUUCAGAACUUGUCAGACAGCCCCUCAGUAAGGAGUAUGUGGCACUGACAGUAAUCCUAAUCCUGCUUUUCCUCACCGCUGUCUCUAUUGCAAGCUAUUAUAUCUGCAAAAGGUACCGAAACAAGAAGAGACAAAUGAACAGCAGUGAAUACAAGGAAGUUGGCACCCUGUAGGAGAAUCCAUGGCUUCAUAUGGUGUUCUGUUCAUCUAGACAGACUCAGUGGCUUCCCAUCUAUUUAAAUGUUAUUUUUAUUAAUAUUUACAAUAUUUAUGUUCUCUUAAAAAUUUCAAUUGUUUUGUGAUCCAAUCAGUAUAGGUCAAGCAUUUUAUUUUCAGUGUUUUAUUUUUUUAUUUAAUAGUAUUUCUCAAUGAGAAUCCUACAUAAGUGGCUCUGUGGGAUAGAGAUAUAUUUUUGUAACAGUUCAUCUUCUUGCCAGUACUAUCUGGCUCAAACUCCAAAGAGUAAUUUUAUAUUUAUUCUUGUGAAUAUGCUGAAAACAAUUUUACUCCUUGAAAUAAAAGCUCCAGACCAAGUUAAAA